Molecule: messenger RNA, 498 nt
Organism: Iphiclides podalirius (scarce swallowtail)
Lineage: Eukaryota; Metazoa; Arthropoda; Insecta; Lepidoptera; Papilionidae
Source: the annotation of a GenBank genome assembly
AUGGACCAAGCGCUGCAUCUCUGGCGCUAUGUAGGCGGUUUUGAGAAAAUUGACAAGGCAAAAAUUUUAUUUAAGGAAAAUCCAGAGUACCGGGCAUUGGAAAAAGAGCGGGGCAACUUUGUACGUUCCAGACAUUUGCAGUACCUACUGGCCUUUAGCUUCUGGCCUAAUGGUGAACCACGCGAACCUAACAAUAUUUACGAGAUAAGAUCAUACAGUCUAAAGCCUGGAACUAUGAUCGAGUGGGGCAAUAACUGGGCACGGGGUCUAACUUACCGUCGCUCGCAGAACGAAGCUUUCGCCGGUUACUUCUCGCAGAUUGGUCGUCUCUAUAACGUGCAUCAUAUUUGGUGCUACAAAAAUCUACAAGCCCGCCGGGAGACCCGCGAGAGCACGUGGCGUAAUCCAGGCUGGGAUGAGUGCGUCGCCUACACUGUGCCGCUAAUUCGCGAGAUGCACUGCCGCAUACUCGAACCCACGGAGUUUUCGCCCACUCAG